UAACGCUCGUUUCCAAACAGCUGUGGGAAAAAUCAAUUUUGCAACUCCCACGCAUUUCUUUAAAGAAAAUCUUUCUCCGCGAGAAAACAGGAAAAAAUGAUCUCCAACGGCGACUGCUUUGUUGUUUUGCCCGAAAAUUGUGCCAAAGGAACUCUAAUCGUUGGUCGCAAUGCAGAAGACGAAAAACACGUAAAUGUUGCUUCGGAGGUUUGCUUCUAUGAUGUCAGCGAAGUGAUGGAGGGGAAGACUGACGGUGGAGCAUCAGCCGAGAACAGCGGCGAGACGGUGCGUGUCAUUUUGCAGAAACCGCAGCCGGGCCUUUGGGGCGGAGACUUUGGGGCCAACGAACGCGGCGUGGCCGUGGGCCUUACCUGGGCGGUAGGUGAAGAUGAGGCCAAGGACUUCGACACCCUUCUGGGCACGGAUAUUGUGCGUUUGACAUUGGCUCUGGCCAACGACGUGGACGAUGCUGUAGACCGUAUUGGAGCUUUGGUGGCUAACCACGGUCAUGACAACUCCAAACUAAACUUCAUCGCCUGUGAUGCCGCUGCUGCGUGGUUUGUUAGUUGCUCGGGAAAAGUCUGGGCGGCCGAGAAGUUGGAGGCCAGCUUCAUGCGCCUGCCCUCAGGCGGUUUGGCGGUGACCACCGUGGUCAACAAGUCAAGCGAGGGACUGGAUGAAGUGGCCAGUUUUGCCGCUGCCCAUGAUGCCGAGGCCCAUGCACCGGCUGAGGAUUGGUGUGGACCCAAGCCAGCUGGAGAUGGAACUUAUACCCAGCAUGAUAUGUUCGAGACGCUUCGAGCCGCCAGCAAUGCGAGCAGCUCGCGGGCGUCCUCCGUCUCGGUGUUGUCGGUCAAGGGGAUCUCGUGCCAUUGGUUCACCGGCACGCCCAAUGCCGCCGAGUCUGUGUUCAAGCCGUUCGUUUUUGCUCCCAAGCCGAGGAUCUCACCGCUGACCCAAGUACAGGCUGAUGCGGACUUGACGCUGCUACACAAGCUCCAUUCGCAGCGCAAGCCUGCGGCUUUGGAGCACUUGCGCAGCCUGGAGAGGUCCUGCGUGGACGAGCUAAACAACUACUUCUCUCUGCAGGAUCACGCCAGUGACGAGCUGGACGAACUUUUAAAGGACUGUGUCGAGGCGGAGGUCAAGUUCUAUCGCUAGACAAACAAAAAUUAUCAAUAUGGAUACUCAAAAAACUAGCUUGCAAGCUCUAUUGAGCCUCGGGAUUUGACUUGAGCAUUCUUAUGGCAUUACCAAAUAGGAUAUAGUCUGCAAACCAUUUUCUUGUGCAAUCUCAUAUUAAUUUUAUUUUGUUUAAUUUGUAUGCUUUUGCGUGAUAUUUAAAUUAUUAUAUACUCUAUUCUCUGACUUGAUUUAAAAGUAUUAUAUUGUGACAUUCCAGGCUUAGUUUAACGAUUUAUAUACUUGCAUUAAAAUAUAUAUAUAAAUACAUAAAAAAUUAUACAUUAUAUAUGGCUCUCAAAUAAACGCAAAAAACU
Messenger RNA from Drosophila rhopaloa, 1499 nucleotides. Its product is annotated as secernin-3. The transcript is spliced from 3 exons. Gene Ontology annotation, molecular function: dipeptidase activity; cysteine-type exopeptidase activity. The record is from RefSeq and is a predicted model, not a curated record. The coding region runs from base 97 to 1161 and encodes 354 amino acids. Gene Ontology annotation, biological process: proteolysis. NCBI's taxonomy places the organism in Eukaryota, Metazoa, Arthropoda, Insecta, Diptera, Drosophilidae.